Molecule: messenger RNA, 2548 nt
Organism: Morone saxatilis (striped sea-bass)
Lineage: Eukaryota; Metazoa; Chordata; Actinopteri; Moronidae
Product: cathepsin Z
Exons: 6
Coding region: 26-937 (303 amino acids)
Cellular component (GO): lysosome
Molecular function (GO): cysteine-type endopeptidase activity
Source: RefSeq, a predicted model, not a curated record
CGUCAUACAGCGGGGCAGAGCCAAAAUGGCGUCUUCAACAACAACAACAACAACAACACCGCUGUUAUUAUUUUGCGUGGCAUCAUUUUCAAUUCACAUCAGCUCCUGCAGACUUUUAUCUGAGCCUUGUUACAAACCUCUCAGAGACGGUAGUCCGGACUCUGUCAGGACACGACCUCGCCCACACGAGUAUGUGAAGGCGUCCGAUCUUCCUCUGUCCUGGGACUGGAGGAACAUCGCGGGGAAGAACUAUGUGAGCGUCACACGGAACCAGCACAUCCCCCAGUACUGCGGGUCCUGCUGGGCCAUGGGAGCCACCAGUGCGCUAGCUGACCGCAUCAACAUCAAGCGUGGAGGAGCGUGGCCGUCGUCCUACCUGUCGGUGCAGAACGUGAUAGACUGCGGCGGGGCGGGCUCUUGUUACGGAGGAGACCAUCUGAGAGUCUACGCCUACGCACACAAGAGAGGCAUUCCUGACGAAACCUGCAACAACUACCAAGCCAAAAACCAAAAGUGUGAGCAGUUCAACCAGUGUGGCACGUGUUCCUUCUUUCAGUCGUGUGCUGUUGUGAAGAACUACACGGUGUGGAAAGUGGGCGACUACGGAGAAGUUUCAGGGAGAGACGAGAUGAAAGCUGAAAUUUACACCAACGGGCCCAUCAGCUGUGCCCUGAUGGCCACCGACGGCCUGGAGGGAUACUCUGGAGGAGUCUUCUCAGAGUUUCACCCGCUCUCUUUGCCCAAUCACAUCGUGUCUGUGGCUGGUUGGGGCGUGGCGGAGGACGGGACCGAGUACUGGAUCGUCAGGAACUCCUGGGGAGAGUUUUGGGGAGAACAUGGCUGGGCAAGAAUAGUCACCAGUGCCUAUAAAGGAGGAAAAGGCAACUGGUUCAACCUGGGUGUUGAGAAAAACUGUGCAUAUGGAGACCUGUUGUAACAUAGAUUAAACUGACUGAAGUUAAGUCAUGGAGGGUUUUUUUUUUUUUACAAAUUAAAGGAGUAGUUCAACAUUUCAGGAGCAAAAUCAAAUUAUAAAAAAAGACAAUUCACUCUUCUAUUGUUUGUAACCUCCACUGGUUGCCAGGCAACUGGUUCAGGCCAAGAAAUUGUUUGGCAUACAACCGCAACGUGUCAUCUUUACACUUUGUUUUUUUUAAUAUAAUAAAUAAACUAGAAAUAACAUUUAAUUAGUGAGCUUUGGAGGUUCUGGUAAGUGGAUUUUAUUACGUUUUGUUACGACUGAGGAAGACUAGUUGUGUUUCCCCCUCUGUCCAGUGUUUAUGGUAAGCUAAGCUAACGAGCAUAGAGCUACGUAUUUACCUCACAGACAUGAGAGUGGCAACAAAGGAGGAAAGAUUAGCUCCAUUUUGAUGUCCACUGAUGUAUUAAACCUGUAAUUAAUGCAUUAUUUUUUCAUAAUUCAUGGAAACACAUGUAAAAUCUUGUUAGUACAGAUUUUAGUUUUGUUUUUUUAAUUGUUUUUGAGGCCUUUUAUUGUUUUUUAAUGGAUAACGACAGCUGUAAAGUGACAGAAAAGUGAGAGAAACACUAAUAAAAAGGCUACAGGUUGAACACAUGGCUGCUGCAGCAAGGACUCAUAGGACAUGGGGCACCAGCUCUACCAGAUGAGCUACCAGGGUGCCCAGUUAUUGCAGAUUUAUACGUUUUGUUAGACUAAUAAAUGCAACUUUAGAGCUACUUUUGUGAAUCUUACUUAACCUUAAACUUAACCACUGAAUUUACAUAAAUAUCCUGAUACAAGAUCAGUUUUUCAGGCCUGAAAAUGCAAACUGGACAGAUAACCUGCUCUUGAAUGCAGCUUAAGCUCAAAAUAACUCUCAGAAAAAAAAGAGGUAAAAAACCUGCAGGUUCUUCAGUUCAGAUCCAUUAUCACGUUUCUAAGGAAACAAUUUAUUCUUUCAAAUGAUAGGCGAGCUGAGUCACUCACAUUUAAAUUCACCUGUGAUUAAACGUUAGUGGGGAGAUUACAGAUACAUUUUUCUUUCAUAACAUCUGCACAGCACAACAACAGCUUCUAAAUGAGCCUGUCCAGAGGCAGUCCGAAGGAUUUAACCUCAAACCUGGUUGGAUACAGUAUCACGGAGAUCCAGCACAUACAUUAACCGGCUCGCUUUAAGCCAAACCAAGGGGUGACUUUUGUCUUAUGCAAACCUGACGCAUAUGGAAAUGUCCUCUUUAUCGCCUUUGUUUGUUAUGGUAAUGAAUCUGCAGAUUUUUAGAAGAAAAGGGGGCCAUUAAGGACACAUCCUCCCCCACAUCCUACAAAUAAAAACAACCACUCUGUGGAUAUUUUAUAGUUGUACUGGUUCCAUUAUUUUUAGACUCUGUUUCAUUAUAUUUGCUGGUAGCACAAGAUCUAAAUGCUGUUUCAAAUUCAAAGCCGUCUUCCUUUUUUUUUUUUGUCAUCCAGUGAAAAGACCAAACAAUUAAUUGAUCCAAGUAUCUCUUAUGUAUCCUGGUGUAUCUUAUUCCUCUGUGUCACAGAGCUCCGCUGUUAUAACUAUUAAAAACACAUCAAUGAGCCACA